AUGGAGGAUCUCCCCAAAGCCCUGGAGGUUGAUGAGAAGUCUCCAGAAUCCAAGGACCUGCUCCCCAGCCAAACCGCCAGCUCCCUGUGCAUCAGCUCCAGAAGUGAGUCUGUCUGGACCACUGCCCCCAGGAGUAACUGGGAGAUCUACCGCAAGCCCAUCGUCAUCAUGUCUGUGGGCGGCGCCAUCCUCCUCUUCGGUGUGGCCAUCACCUGCUUGGCCUACACCCUGAGUCUGGGUGAGAAGAGCCUUAACGUCCUUCGGAUGACAGGGCCUGCCUUCCUGUCCCUGGGACUCAUGAUGCUGGUGUGCGGGCUGGUGUGGGUGCCCAUCAUCAAAAAAAAGCAGAAGCAGAGGCAGAAGUCAAUGUUCUUUCAGACCCUCAAGUCCUUCUUCUUAAAUCGCUGAUGUUGGCCUCCCCUUCUGUCUUUCCCAUCAGCCUGCCACCUCACCCAGGAGCAGAUCUGAUGACCAACAUCCAACAUCCCCUCUCCCUGGUGGUGGAGUUUGCCAUAAAAAUGAUCCAGAAACCCUCUUCCAGGAUCUGCAGGAAAGAGAGCGCUCAGGACUCCACCCUCCUCGUAGCUGGGGCUCAUUGCUGGAUGUAUCUCAUUUAGUGUCUGUUAUCACUGAUGCUUCCCUAGUUCCUGCCCUCGGCCAUCCCCUUUCAUGGCUCUCAUUCCCUGUCAUGCAUUCAGGGAUCGCUCAGCUAACUCUCUCUGCCAAGUGCUAUGCAUGUUGGGAAAUUCCUUGGGUUGGGCUAUGCCCCAAGGAGAACCUCAUGUUUACAUAUCUGAGUACCUGGGCUGGAUCCCACGUUUGCAUCUUUCUAGAACCAAACUGACCAACAGAGGCGCUUCACAGAGGGGAGGGAGGGCUGACUUCUGACCCCCUGGGUUUGCCAGCCCAGCUCCCUUCGAAAGUGAGAUACUGACUUGCAUUUCAAGAGAAGACCCUACAAGUCACAAGUAUCAGACAUUCCAAAGAGUGAACAAGGGAGGGCUGGGGAAGCCACAUUCCCUCUGGACAAGGCUCUGGGAGUCAGCCAGCUGAGGAAGUUCAAUUCUCAGUUACAUAGUAUUUACAGAGGCCGUGGGUAUGUGAGGGGGUGUCACAGUUUCUCCUUGACCUUCUGACUCCUUCGCCUUGACUACUCUGAACUUGCCAACUAGCCAAGGACAAGUGCAUGUUGCCCUCCCGUCCUCUUUGCCCUUGCUUCUAGAGCAGCCACAAUGGAGCGCUGCAGACGGCUCUGUAAGCCUGCUCUCUCCUUCGCCUCCAUGGAGAAUCAAAACCAAGAUAGAAUUUCACAUUUGAAAGGGCUGUAGGUUUCCAGAGAUGGGAUUCAGUCUCCAAAGUCCGUCUCCCUGCCCCCGCCCACCAAACAAGCAAACAUAUAUUAAGUGCCCUACUCUGGGCCAGGCCCUGGGCUGGGAGCAAGACAGAUCCAUUCUCUGCUCUCAUCUUCUUUCCCAAGUGCGAGAUACAACACGAACACCCUGAG
Miniopterus natalensis is the source of this 1504-nucleotide messenger RNA. It is a transcript of the gene PIRT, whose product is annotated as phosphoinositide interacting regulator of transient receptor potential channels. Gene Ontology annotation, biological process: positive regulation of cation channel activity. Gene Ontology annotation, cellular component: plasma membrane. Gene Ontology annotation, molecular function: transmembrane transporter binding; phosphatidylinositol bisphosphate binding. NCBI's taxonomy places the organism in Eukaryota, Metazoa, Chordata, Mammalia, Chiroptera, Miniopteridae. The record is from RefSeq and is a predicted model, not a curated record.